AUGGAACCACCAAUCGGCGACAACAGCAUCUCUGCAAUCGGCAGUAUGCACGUGGCGGAUCUCAGCUCCUCAAGUAAUGGCGGUCUCAACCUGUCAGCCGCGCAGUAUGAAAUGGAGCGGGGUGUAGCUCCAACACCCGGAGAGACAGAGUCAGAGGACACAGAAAGAGAGAAACACAAGGACGACUUAGCUCUUGUAGCCAGGGCAGAAGCUGAAACACCAAAAGGCCAGGAACUGUACGGCCUACAGCCAUUCCUCGACGCUGACGCCGCCGCUCCAGUUGUGUCAGACAACGCUCAUCAUGAAGACCAAUCUCGCGUAUAUAGAAAGCCACAGCACGCAUUGUCAGACGAGUCUGAGGUUGAAGAACUCUCUCCACUGGAUACGUUCGUUCAAGCUGCUGAAGCCAUGUGCCCUCUCACAGACGAAACCAUUUCGUUCCUGAAGGAUCUUCGAAGACUCAGAAGGACGCUCGAGAACACCGCAAAGCUCUCACUGCCGCUACGGUCUUUCCCAUUCCUGAAUGAGGAAACGCGGCGUAGUUUGCUCGCACAGUCUAUGACGCGCCACCAUGCAGCUAUUCGGCUGCUUGGCCAGAAAGCCAGAGAUCUCAAAGAAGCUGCCGAUAGAUGUUCCGUAAUUUACAGGAGCGUCUCUAGCCUUGAGGUUCGAAAAUCGGUGAACAUUGACACGCUUGAACGAUUCCUCGAAGCGGUUGAUAUGAGCAACGUAUGUGCCAGCAUCAACAGAAGAUUGGGCAUCGAAGUCCAAGACUUCGAGAUCGCUCUAAAAGAACUGCGAGUGCAUGAGCAUUUCGUGGAGUGA
Messenger RNA from Fonsecaea erecta, 825 nucleotides. RefSeq lists its product as hypothetical. The transcript has a single exon. NCBI's taxonomy places the organism in Eukaryota, Fungi, Ascomycota, Eurotiomycetes, Chaetothyriales, Herpotrichiellaceae. The record is from RefSeq and is a predicted model, not a curated record. The coding region runs from base 1 to 825 and encodes 274 amino acids.